Messenger RNA from Microplitis mediator, 4730 nucleotides. It is a transcript of the gene heca, whose product is annotated as headcase protein. NCBI's taxonomy places the organism in Eukaryota, Metazoa, Arthropoda, Insecta, Hymenoptera, Braconidae. The coding region runs from base 657 to 2174 and encodes 505 amino acids. The record is from RefSeq and is a predicted model, not a curated record. The transcript has 5 exons.
GACCCCCACCAUUAGCUUUCGCUUUCACCCAAUAGGGUCUCACUUUCGCGCUCCGAGUUCGAGCCGUCUCUUGUGCCGGCAACACAGCGUGUCUGCUUCUCAUUCUCAGUGUAGUAACGGUCGUGAGCUUUACGUUGUUGUUUAUAAGCUAAUAAAUCGAAUAAUAAUAAUAAACGUCGUUAUUAUUUAGUCGUUUUAAACUUUAAAAGAAAAAUUAUUCUUUAAAUUUCAAUUGACAAAAACGUUAUCAGUGCAUUUGUGUUUAAACUUUUAAUAUUUAAUCUUCUCACUGUUUGUUUUUGUGUUUGACUUUUUUUUUUUUGUUGACCUUGAUAGUGAACUUUGUCAAUUUAAAUUUCGCUCUUUAAAACCACUGAUAUUUAAAAAUAAAAACAUUUCCCGCGUUUUUUAAAUUUGAAUUUAAAAUUUGUGUUUUUAAAAUUAAAUGUAUAUAAGUGUUUGUAGUUGUGUGUCCGUACAUAUCAGACUGUGUUGAACAUUGACAGCGUAUCGAACAAUGCGUGCAAUUUAAAAAAAAAAAGCGCGCGAAAUAAAUAAAAAUAAAAUUUUUUUUUUUUUUUUUUUUUUUCUAUCUUCCGGAGUAAUAAAGAUAAAAAGUGAGUUGUGGUAUUGAAUAAGUCGAGGUCAAGGUUGACAUGGCACCAAGAAGACACGCGGGUGGUAGCCAUGGUCUACUGGAGAUGGCCGGUAAUCACGACAUGCCGAUGGACAAUUUGGUAAAUCAUCAGCAGACAAUUACUGGGUCUAGUAGCAGCAGCAACAGCAGUACCAACAGCAAUAAUAAUAACAGUAACGCCAAUAAUAUAAAUAAUAACAAUGGAGUGACACAUUGCUGUGCUCCAAGUGGCGAAUGUUUGCGUGCAGACGCACUCAUAAGAUUUAAUUCUCUGCAAGACGCAGUAAAAGUUAUUUGUAAUAAUGAGACCUGUCCAAUGGGUCAGUAUAUGCAUCGCGAGUGUUUCGAUGCGUGGGAACAGACACUGCUGACUUAUUUAAAAAAUUGCGGUCGCGCACGCAGUUGGUCCGAGAGACAGCGUCACCAAAACUUGUGGACCAAAAAGGGCUACGACUUGGCCUUCAAGGCCUGCGGCUGCCGAUGUGGAAGAGGACAUUUGAAAAAAGACCUCGACUGGAUCCCGCCAACGGGUUUCGGUAAUUUGACGGGCAACAGAACCGAAGAAAUGGAAACCAAGAAGAAGAAGAGACGCAAUAGGCAAAAUACCAGGCCCAGUUUGGCCGUUUCUGCGGGUCCACCUGCUGUCAAUUACAAUGGACACGUUGGUGCUGGUGCUAAUGGAGGCACGGGUGCUGGAGGAACUCGCGGUGGCACAGUAAGUGAGAUACAGAUGAUUGAAAGCCUUCGUGGACGAGCUGGUUCAUUGUCAUCUAGCAAUGGUUCAAGUUCACCUCCGGCUAGCAGCGAGCCCAGCAUCAGUCCGCUUCAUCAACCCCAGGCUAUUGUCAAGAAAAAGACAAAGGUUGACUUUUUUGGCGAAACGAGAAUUCGACAAAGUUGCGGUGCCAAUGGAAUUUUUUCACGUCGUCUGGACUUCAGUGCUUUUAACAGUCUACCCAGGACUAAGCUUAACUCCUAUCAUAUCAAGAUGGAAGACGAAGGAAAUCAUGGUAAUGAUGAUACACGGUGUUUCAUAUUGUCGACACUUGCUGCCCUGCAGUGGUCGCGUGUAUCCUGCGUCCUUUGCCGCGGGGCAAUGCUAGUCUUCGAUAGGUAUCCUCUUGUCGAUGGUACCUUUUUUUUAUCGCCACGGCAACACUCACCGUCAUGUGCUGAGGUUAAAGUAGAAGGACGCACACAAUACUUAUCAGCAGUUUGUAUGACUUGUCUUGAGGGCUGUGGUAACGCGCCAGUACGUUGUCGUGCUUGCACUGUACAAUGGGAUGGAUCAAGUCUUGUUCUUGGGACCAUGUAUAGUUAUGAUAUUUUUGCUGCCAUGCCAUGUUGUACUGAACGCCUUAAAUGUAACAGCUGCCAAAAGCCAUUAAUUUACCCACAUCAACGAUUGAACUUCUACUCGGACUACAGUCGAGUGUUCGCAUGUCCACACUGCCGUGUUGUUGAUGCGCACUUCGUAAAACCUCUUUUGACUUGUUUUACUCGUGAACAAUUUCAACUCUACAGUCAGUGGCCGUAACCACUAGGUAACUUCUUAGACGAAAACACCAAUAUUAUGAAUAAUAAACAUUACAAAAAUAAUAAUAGUAACAGUAAUACUAUAACUAAUAAUAAUAGCAUUAGUAAUAAUUAUAAUAAUAAGAAUAAUAAUAAUAUUAUUGAUAAUAAAAAUAAAAACAAUGAAAAUAAUUUAGUAGCCAAGGAGAUUAAUUUUAUAAAAUUCGCCGAACAUUUACCGCCGGGUAUUUUUGAGGAAUUUACAAAUAUAAAUAUCGAUAACUAUAAAAAUAUUAUAAAUAAUAUUUAUAAUAAUAACAACAGUUUUAUUUAAUUUGAUAUUGUAUAUUUUUUUUUGCUCUUAUUUUAAAAUACCCGCGUAAUUAAUUUUGAUAGCAAUACACACCGUCUUGUUUAUUAGUCAAAUUAUAAAUUAAAUUUAAAAAAUUAAUUAACUAUAGUAAUUAGAAAAAAAAAAAAAUAGUUAAUAAGCAAUACAAAAGGCAUCAUUUGCAUUUCUACGUGUAACGACAAAGUAAUAAUAAUAAUAAUGAUUAAAGAAAAAUAAUAAUAAUAGUAAACCAACUUUUGUUAAUAAGGGGGAAAGAAAUACUAUUGUUUGUUACUUAGAUAAUCGAUAAACGUUGUUUUUCAUUUUUGAACAUUUUAUUAGUUUAUAUGAUGAAUUAUGAUAAUGAUUUAUUAAAUAAUAAUAGUAAUAAUAAUAAUGGGUGGUUUAAAUAAUUAUUAUUAUUAUAAUAUAAUAUUAGGCGGCCGUAGAUUUUGUUUUUUUUUUUUGUUUGGAUAAGAGAAAACGCUCUUGUAUAUUUUUUGACAAAUCGCCGAUUUUUUUUAUUUAUUUAGAAAAUUUCAUUUAUUAUAAUUUUUUUUUUUUUUAAAGAAAAAAAUUAAAUGAUUGAGUUGUAAAUUUGAUGGUUUUUUUGUUUGAAUUUUUAGUAGAAUUUUGUUUUGUAGAUUUGAAAAUUAAAAAAUAAAAAUAAAGUUGAGAUGAAUUUUUUUUUAACUUUUUACAAUUUAGUUAAGAUUUAGAAAAAAUUUUGCGUGAAAAAUUCACAUUCGGUGGUACAAAAUGUAAAGUUGUGAAAAGUUAAAAGAGAAUAUUUGGUUUUUAAUAAAAAAUAAAUGUAAUUUUUUGUUUUGGUUUUCUUUUAUUUUCUUUUUAUUUUAUUUUUGGCGAUGCUGGUCGUUGCUGUACCUAAACGGCCGUCCCGUCCCCAAGAAUAUUUAAGUACUAAUUAAAUAUAUCAAUUUUCGUGUUUUGAAGAUUUUAUUUACCUGAGAUUAUUUACUGUGAGGUUGCCGACUCGUUAAUUUAACAAAUGGUUGCAAAAAACAUUGCGAAAAAAUUUGAAUAUUUUACUUGUCAUUACAAAAAAAAAAAAAUCCUAUGAUUUACAUUCGAAUUCAAGCCCGAAAUUUUCUGGAAAUUAUUUUCUUUUAAAAUUUCAAUUUAUUACAAAGAAAUUGACUUUGAGUUUGUACGCAUGCGCUUAAGAAUUCUAGAGUAGGGAUAAAAGCCGAACAAACCCGAAGUUAAUUUUUCACUCGUCUGAUAAUUAAUGAAACUUUUAGUAUUCAUAAGAAAAAAAUUCAAGUUUGACAUUCCCUAAAAUUCGGAUUUAAUUUUUUCUCGUAAAUGAACGGAAAUCUUAAAAAUGAAUUAAAUAUUUUAAUUAUUAUUCGUAAUUUAACGUCAAGUUUCGCUGAGACCAAGUUUUUUUACGUGUAAUUAUAAUUUUCUAACCUGAAAUACUUUUUUUCACAUUCUAACCAAAAUAUAAAAAAUGGCGCGAAUUUCAAAAUAUUCAAAUUAUAAAAACUAGUGAAAAGGAGUCUACUCCACGGUAAUUUUUCUACCUGGUAAAUAAUCUCACGUAUUAAAUAAUACAAUUAAUAAAUUAUUAAUUAAAUUAAUUUACACUCUAUUAAUCCCCGGUAGUAUAAUUAACCGCGUGUACCUCAACACUCUACCAUAAUUAUAUAAUCGAUCCACGCUGAGAUAGCAUAAAUAAAUAAAAUAUGAAUAAUAUCGAUAAUUAACAAAAAUAAUUACAUAAAUAAUUGCUUAUAAUUAAAAAAAAACUAGUUGAUUAAUUAAAAACCGAAAUAAAAUUUCGUUAAUCUGUCAAUCGUUAAUAUUUCUCACAGUGCCAAAUAUCCCAUCGUUUUUUUAAUUAAUUAAUUAAUUUAAUUAAUAAUUAGUAACAUUAAUCACCUUUAUGUUUAUAAAUAUAUAAAUAUACAUAUUAAUAAAUAUAUACUCCCCCAGUGAUUAGUAAAAUAAAAAAAACGCCUCAUUUGCGGCGCAGCUGUCGCGACAAUAUUAACGAUUUGAAAAAAAUUAAUUGAUUAAUUAAUCAAUAUUAAUGAAUACUAAUUAAUAAAAUAUGUUAUUAAUCAAGACACAGAGAGUUGUGACGCAUAAUAAAAACUCCCUACUUAUUUACAAUUUUUAAUUAAUUGAUUAAUUAAUUAUUAAUUAUUAAUUAUAUUAAAUAAUUUUUAUGAAAAUUUAGUAAAACCGUUGGUGUCAAUGUAGAGCAAUUAAAAAAAAAGA